AUGACUCCCUUCUCAAGUUUGGCAGUCACUGCCACCGUAAUGUUGUUGAUGGUGGCAAAAAGUUGCCACUCUGAGAAUAACAUAUAUACCAAGGAAAAGAAGGUCCAGACACCAGGGCUCUGGAGUGCUCUUGGAUGUAUAAUAUCAGAUGAUAUAACAAAAUGUGUCAGAGACCACGCUACAGACACAAAUGAUAGGAAAGAUAUGGCUGGUGCAAGUGGUGAGGGAUUGAGUGCUAGUACAGAUGAUGAUGAUGAUGAUAGUCCAGGGUUCUUUGAUGCUAUUAGUACAUUUAUGACUGAUGGAAUCUUCAAGUUUUUCGAAGAUGAUGAGAAGGACAAAAAACAAGAGAAUGGCUCCCAUAAUGAUGUAGAAGACCAUUCUGAUGAUGAUUAUGACAGUAAUAACAAAGAUGAUGAAAAAGAUGAUACAGAUGAUGAUCUGAACCAUCGUGAGAACAUUGUAAGCACAUCCAACAGGACUGCUUCAACAGCUGUAACAAGAAAAAGCAAGAGAAGUGUGGCAGAAGCUCAAGAAAGCCAAAAGAGGAAGAGGAAGGAGGACAAGCUGAUGAAGUUGAUGAUGCUGGGCAUGCUGCUUAAAUCCAAAUUCAGUACAAUUGCUACAGUGUUUGGAACUAUCAUGCAGCUCAAAUUCUUUGCUCUGUCAAUGCUGCACCUGCUAGUUGGAUUGGUACGGUUGUACAUGGACCUCACAAGGAAGAAGGAGCCACAGAAAGUGAUCUACUAUGAGCAGGCUCAUCAUCAACAUGUGUACGAUCAGCAGCAUGAAGACAAAGAGUGGCUAGGAGGAUGGCUCUCCAAGAAAGAUGAUACUAUUAGUCGCAACAUAAAUGGAGAUCCACAUAGCAUGGUCUACAGUGGGCAGAAACCAUCAACAUAACACAAAUAGAUGUGAAAUAUCUAAAUUAUCAUGUUAAAUUAAAUAAUCCUUUAUUUAUACUCCUAUUUAUAUUUAUAGUCAGUUAUUUAUACUAUGUACAACAUAAAUACACUAAAUUCAGUUACUUUGUCUUUCCUUGAAGAUGCACAAUGGAUGGAGUCAAUUAUUUAGCAGUCAAUUCCUUUGAACCUUUAUUUCUGUAAUUCCUUCUUACAUUCUAACGUAAAUGGCUUAAUUAUCAGAAAACUUAUACUUGACUUUGCCUAUGAUACAUUUUCUGUGUCAGAAAUAUGUUAUGUACACAAGUUCUUCAGAUGUUCAACAAAUAAUGCCCUAACAUUACAUACAGUAUAUAUACAAAAUGUUGUGAGAUAUAACAAAACAAUAUUUCAAGUUCCUAUCUCUAAUAGGUUAAUCUUCAAAACUACCCAAAUUUUGCAGGGAAAUCACAUAAACAUACACACAUUUACAGAUGUGAAAGCAUGUGUUUAAUUUGAAUUACAUGUUGGAAAGACACAAUUUAUAAGUUAAAUAACAGGCAAAAUAACACUGACAUGGGACUAUAACAACAAAUUGACAAUUGCAAUGCCUCAGAUUAUUAGUUCUAUGAAGCUAUUAUGGUGCCUACUAUCCUGUGAGUACAAAUAUAAAUCGCUCCAUCCAAUGUGACCUGUAAGUUUAUUACUACAUGAAAACUUAACACCCU
Molecule: messenger RNA, 1609 nt
Organism: Cryptotermes secundus
Lineage: Eukaryota; Metazoa; Arthropoda; Insecta; Blattodea; Kalotermitidae
Exons: 4
Coding region: 1-903 (300 amino acids)
Source: RefSeq, a predicted model, not a curated record